Halichondria panicea is the source of this 3637-nucleotide messenger RNA. RefSeq lists its product as uncharacterized. The transcript has 14 exons. Gene Ontology annotation, molecular function: ATP binding; transmembrane receptor protein tyrosine kinase activity. The record is from RefSeq and is a predicted model, not a curated record. NCBI's taxonomy places the organism in Eukaryota, Metazoa, Porifera, Demospongiae, Suberitida, Halichondriidae. The coding region runs from base 67 to 3588 and encodes 1173 amino acids. Gene Ontology annotation, biological process: positive regulation of kinase activity; cell surface receptor protein tyrosine kinase signaling pathway; multicellular organism development. Gene Ontology annotation, cellular component: signaling receptor complex; plasma membrane.
CAUUUCCCUUUUAUCAUAAACAGCUAGCUAUAGUCUAGCUAUACUGUACUAUACUAUAGCAAGAAAAUGAAUGAGCUGGUGAUCUUGUCCCAGUGUGCCGUGGCUGCAGUCCUCCUGCUAGCCAGUGUGAAUGUGAAUGGACUUGAAACAGCUCAAGGUUUUCCAACUGUUGACUCAAUUCGCAUAAGAGCCAGCAGAUUAAACACGUCACCCUCCCAGCUGCCUGACUUUACAGAGUACUCCGACCCUCGACAGUCACAAGCAUUGUAUCCUACAAUAGGGUUCACCUGCAGUGGCACGAUAGAGAGAAUACUAUUCAUUGGAAGAGUGUCCGCUACUGACUCAGCUGAUGGUACUGCAACUACUGCAACUACUCCAUCCUUUCAGAUGUGGAGACAAGCGACGGGUGAUGAUCUAAUGGAACUGGGUGUCGAUUAUGUACAAGUCAACAUUGUACAGAGUAUGCAAGUUCCAGUGGAUGGGUCAGAGAUAGGUGUGUUUGAAGUCAGUGUUGAUACUCCAUCCUCAGGAAUGGGAUUUGGCGCGGGUGAGAUGCUUGGCUCUCGUGCUAGUACAUCGUCUCCUGGUACUAUUACCAAUCCGAGAAUUGCUCCGCUCUAUUUACCACAUCCCGGUGGUAAUAUUGUUCUUGGGUCCUUACAUACACAAACAUUCUUCACAAUGGUGGAAACAGUUAGGAGCUUGCCUCUGAUUGCAGUUGAGUCAGAUUCUCCCCACUGUGUACACGGAGCUCUACAGAUGUCAGUGUUGAACAGUUUAGUGACUAGAAUGGCAUCUAAUGUGGAGCAAAUCCGAGUUGUGCCAGAACUGAGCUUCAACUGUAAUGUCUCCUUCUCCAGUAUUUACAUUGGAGCAAACUUUGUCCAACCAGCAGAAACAGAUGAUAAAGACUUGCAACUAGUGAUCUGGAACUGCAUAAACUCUAAUUGUGAGCGACUAUAUUCCACUGCAAUAGGGAGGGAGCAAUUGUCUCUAGAUACUCCGAGUGUGUACAAAGCUGUGUUUAACUAUGAGCUGAGAGUGACUGAAGGAAGAGAUUACGUAUUUGGUAUUGAUCAACCGGCUGGUGCUAGUGUAUUAAUACAGUAUCAACAAGACUUUGGGCCAAUCAACUAUCACAAAGAAUACUCACAAGUCAGUACUAUUCAAUAUGAUAAUUCAAGCUUCUCACAGAGUCGAGCUCUACCUCUCAUACAUCCAGAGUACAGUGAUGGGGAAAGUUGCAGCAGUAUUGGUAGUUUUAUCAAUCUCGAAACUUUGAGAAGAAGAGCUCUUCUAAUUCAGCCAAUAUUCACACCCUCUAUCUCCUCCGGAUCUCGUAAACGCCAGAAAAUGUUGAUCAAUGGAUAUCAGUACCUCUUCAUCAGUUCUCCUUUCCAAACUUCAGGCAGUCUUUCAAGUUUCGUUUUUGCAGCAGCAAAUGGAUCUCAAACUGGAAAUCAAUAUCCUCAAUUUCAAAUCUGGAGAUGUAAUGGUGAUAAUGAACUUAUGAAAGUGUUUGAAACACAAAUUGGAGCAGAACUGAUAUCAAGUGGAAUAAACUUAUACCAGUCCACUCGACAGUUUGAGUACAUGGCUGGUGACGUUGUGGGUCUAUUUCAACCUCAUUCUGAGCAAUCUGCACUAGUAGUAGCCUUCCAAAUGCUCAAUGAUAUUGAGUCAAACACUCCGAGCAGCUUCAGAAUUCCCAGUGAUGCAUCUCUGAGUACCUAUACAUAUGACGUAAGUGAUUCAUCUCGAGAGGACCUUAACUAUACACCCUUGGUAACCGUGGAGACAACAGCACAAAUGCCGUCAAGUGGAAACGUUGAUGUACUACAAUCCUGUGUUCCCAAUACUGUUUUGCCCACCUCAACCGUAUCGUCUGUCACUACUAGCCAAGAAACUGACCCACCAUCAACGAAUGAGCCUGGGGGUAAUGGUGGCUCUCCACUGAGUGUGGUCACUAUAGCUGGGUCUACUGUGGGCGCUGUGAUUGGACUGCUCCUCGUCAUGGUGAUGGCGUUGGUUGUAUUUAUUCUAGCGUUGAAAUGCAAGAAAAAGAGAGACAAGUUUGAAAUGAGCUCAGUGGAGAAUCCCCAAUAUUCCUCUGGUGGUGGUCAAAAUGGCACCAACUCUGCAACCAACAGCUAUGCACAAGAUUACGCCAUCCCCAUCCCAAGGAGUGCUGACAAUGCUAUAUACCAGACAGUUGGACAAGCUCCACAGCCGUACGAAGCACCAUCUGUUUCCAUGGCAAUGGCCAAUCAGAUGAGUGCCGGGGCGUACGAAGUACCGUCCAUCACCAGGGCAACAACAAAUGGAAGAGGAAACGAGUAUCAAACAAUAGAGCCGGGAAGCCCCACAAGAGUCUAUCACACACUGGAACCCACUGUGCUCCAAAACACCCAAGGCAAUGGUAGAUCAGCUGCUGAAGAGAUUGAAAUGAGUAUCAUUGUCCCUACUGGCGAUCAGAGAAAUAAUUUGAGGGCUGCUAAUGAGCGAGAUAUCUACGCAUCAUUGAAAAUUAUUCAGUCCACCACCAGUAGUACUACUAGAACCUCGUUCUUUGAAGAAACUGAAGUGUUCUGGAGACCAGCCUCCAGUCAAACACAAAUAUACGAGCAGCUGGCCAGUAGGAAAUACCGAGAGAUACCAAGACACAAGAUUCAGAUAAUGGAGGAAAUUGGAUCUGGUAACUUUGGUGAUGUUCACAAGGGUGUGUGGGAGAUGCCCGGAGAGAGCAGGCUAGUGGCUGUCAAGACAAUGAAACAUGGCACUAAUAGCACAGACCAAGUCAUGUUCCUCCAGGAGGCUGCAGUGAAUGGCCAGUUCAGACAUCCCAACGUGGUCAAACUGUACGGAGUGGUCACUGUGGGGGAACCGGUCAUGAUUGUCUUGGAGCUGAUGGAACAUGGGGACCUUCUCUCAUAUCUCAAGAACCACUUCACUGGGUCGGUGUUACCUGACUGGCCACAUCUGUUGCUAGGUUACUGUCGGCACAUUGCAGCUGGUAUGGACUACCUCUCUAAGAAAGGGUUCGUCCAUCGUGACCUAGCAGCAAGGAAUGUUCUCCUGUCUGCAGAGGGCACUUGCAAAAUAACUGAUUUUGGAAUGUCUCGAGAGAUUGAAAAUUUCUAUGUGGCAAAGGGGGGCGUGGUUCCAGUCAAGUGGACAGCACCUGAGGCACUCAAUUACAAGACCUUCUCGACAGCCAGUGAUGUGUGGAGCUUUGGUUGUGUCAUGUACGAGAUAUGGAGUCUGGGGCACAAACCAUUUGAAAAGAACAGAAAUAUCGAGGUGCUAAAGUUGGUUGAGGAGGGAUAUCGACUUCCACCACCUCCUGGUUGCCCUCGUGCAGUGUACCAGGUCAUGAUACAAUGUUGGCACCCAGAGGCCAGCUCCAGACCAUCCUUCAUGGAGCUACUAGCCUCCUUGUUGAAACCAGUAGAAGAGCUACUGACAAUGGAGGUGGUGCGUGCAGACAACGCUAGAGCUGCUGUCAUUGGGGCUCCCCUCAAGCACAGCAAGAAUCUAUAUCUGGACCUUCAGAACGUUUAUAAGUGUACAGAGGACAAUACAGAUUAGUUAAAAAAAUGUUGUGAGCACAUCCCCUUAUUUUUUUAUAUUCCACAAA